Molecule: messenger RNA, 1068 nt
Organism: Moesziomyces antarcticus
Lineage: Eukaryota; Fungi; Basidiomycota; Ustilaginomycetes; Ustilaginales; Ustilaginaceae
Product: cytochrome c oxidase polypeptide iv, mitochondrial precursor
Exons: 3
Coding region: 1-1068 (355 amino acids)
Biological process (GO): mitochondrial electron transport, cytochrome c to oxygen
Cellular component (GO): mitochondrial envelope
Source: RefSeq, a predicted model, not a curated record
AUGCUUGCUGCAGCGGACCGGACCCCGUCGGACCCGAACAGCGCAGACCACCCGGGCGAGAGGAAGAAGCAGUUUGAAACGCAAAUUCCCAUCCGCGUCGGCCAGGCGCUGCUGUCGGAAGAUCAAGGGCUCCGUCCUCCUCGCCCAGAUGUCGCGCACGCUGCAGAGUCGACGGAGCCGGUUGGAGGUCGCAAUCACGAAUCGGGCACGCCUCGAGCGUGGUGGAUCCAAUUGCCAUCGACAUUUUUCCAACCGCUCGUCACCAUCAACACCUCCAUCUUCUCAUCACAUCCCCACCGGUCGAUCAUCGUCACCAUGCUCUUCGCCGCCCGCCGUCUCGUCGCCCGCGCUCCCGCCGCGCUCCGCGUCGCCCCCACCGCGGCUACCGCCGCCCCGCGUCUCUUCACCUCGUCCGCGCUCCGCUUCGCCGCCGGCCCCCCCGUCAUCCAGGGUGAGGGCGGCAAGGACGGUGAGAUGCCCACCGACGAGCAGCAGGCCACCGGUCUCGAGCGUUUCGAGCUUCUCGGAAAGCUCCAGGGACAGGAGGUCUUCGACAUGGAGCCCCUUCAGAUGACCCACCUCGGAACCACCGAGAACCCCAUCCAGAUCAAGUCCUACUGGCCCACCCGUAUCGUCGGCUGCACCGGUUACCCCGCCGACUCGCACGACACCAUCUACCUCCACCUCAACCGCGACCUCAAGCACCACCGAUGCCCCGAGUGCGGCAGUGGUAAGUCCUUGACACCGUCCGUUCCAUCGCGUCUCCUUUCGUCUGCUAACAUCUCGAUCUGCCUGCUUGCACAGUCUACCAAAUGGACUUCGAGGGCGACGAGCACGCCGGCCACCACUAGAUUGUCGUCCACUUCGCUAUCUGACCUAUUCAGCGCGUUGCAGCAUCAUCAGCAAAACAAUGCAAUCCGUUUCCCAGCCUCACUUGGUGCACUCGACGCCGCGCACGCACAACUCCGGCCUGAUUCUCCAAUUCGUAUUUCGUCUUAUCCACCUUUUACCUGCCCACACGACAACAUCCUCGCAGCAUCCGGCGGACUCGUUUGGCCUUCGGCAUAA